Molecule: messenger RNA, 5030 nt
Organism: Elgaria multicarinata webbii
Lineage: Eukaryota; Metazoa; Chordata; Lepidosauria; Squamata; Anguidae
Gene: NEK4
Product: NIMA related kinase 4
Exons: 16
Coding region: 97-2481 (794 amino acids)
Biological process (GO): protein phosphorylation
Molecular function (GO): ATP binding; protein kinase activity
Source: RefSeq, a predicted model, not a curated record
UGGCAUCGGCCACAGCGUCCCUGCGGUUGGCGGAUGGGGCCCCGCUGUAGCCCCCUCAGCUCUCGACAGGCUCCUCGAGUGUAAGGCCCUGGGAGGAUGCCCCUCGGCGAGUAUGUCUUCGUGCGAGCCGUGGGGAAGGGGAGCUACGGGGAAGUGAGCCUGGUGCGGCACCAGCGUGACAACAAGCAGUAUGUCAUCAAAAGGCUGAACCUUAAACAUGCAUCGAGCCGUGAGCGAAAAGCAGCAGAACAAGAAGCCCAGCUGCUGUCUCAGCUGAAGCAUCCUAAUAUAGUCAUGUACAGAGAGUCCUGGGAAGGGAAAGAUGGCCUCCUAUACAUUGUCAUGGGCUUCUGUGAAGGAGGCGACCUGUAUCAUAAACUGAAAGAGCAGAAAGGGCAACUUUUGGAUGAGAGUCAGGUGGUGGAAUGGUUUGUUCAGAUUGCUAUGGCAUUGCAGUAUUUGCACGAAAAGCACAUUCUGCACAGAGAUCUCAAAACUCAAAAUGUUUUCCUGACACGUUCAAAUAUCAUCAAAGUGGGAGAUCUGGGAAUAGCUAGAGUGUUGGAAAAUCAGUAUGACAUGGCUAGUACUCUCAUUGGCACACCUUACUAUAUGAGCCCUGAAUUGUUCUCCAACAAGCCUUACAAUUAUAAGUCUGAUGUUUGGGCUUUGGGUUGUUGUGCCUAUGAAAUGGCCACUUUGAAACAUGCUUUCAAUGCUAAAGACAUGAAUUCCUUAGUUUAUCGAAUUAUUGAAGGAAAGUUGCCACCAAUGCCAAAAGACUACAGCAUUCAGCUGAAAGAGCUAAUAAAGACAAUGCUUAGUAAAAAGCCAGAAGAGAGACCCAGCGUGAGAAGCAUACUGAGGCAACCGUAUAUCAAGCACCAAAUUUCAUUGUUUUUGGAAGCUACAAGGGCGAAAACAUCCAAAAACCAUAAGAAAAUGUCUGAACUUAAACACCAGAGUUCUUCAGGUGAAUUGAAAAAUGGAAAUCGAAUACCUCAUAAGUUUCCUAAUGAGCAUUCCAGGAAAUCUAAAGGAAAUGAAGAGAAAUGUUUAAUCAAUAAUAAAACCUUUGAAGUUUCUUCCUCAGACAGACUGACAACUGAGCCUGAAAAAAGUGCAAACGAUAAUGUUUUGAACAGCACAGAUGUAUCUGUGGCAACAAUGAGCAAAGUGGACAUAGUUAUUGUUCCAUUAGUAAAGAGGAACUCUAAAAGUGAACUUUCAGCAGAGGAUAAAAAAUCCAGCAAUUCAAGUAUUCCCAGUGAAGUAGAGUCUGAGAAAGCAAUAAAUGGACCACAGUUUAAGGAAGAAAGGUUGCAGAAAAUCACCAAGCAGUGCCUGAAAACUGAAAAUGUAGAUAUUAAGAAGACAGUUGUUGAUCCCAUGCAUGAUGGCGAUGACACCAUGAAACUUCUGCAACCUGUUUCAGAGACCCCAAAGACAAGUGAUAAAAGUCUGGAUUCUACUGAGAAACUACUAGCACCAUUUGUUCCUGUAGAAAUUCUAGAUGAAGUUUGCUGUGAACACCCAGGAGAAGUGAAAGAUAAAAUUCAGAAUGAAAACACCCAGUGUUUUCAGCCCCAAGGAUCUGUUCAUGAGCCUUCCCUGUCACGACAGCGACGGCAGAAGAAAAGAGAGCAGUAUGAGAUUACAGUUCCUCGGCGUCUGCCUUCACCUCCUAACGUGGAUGCAAAGACCAGCGAAGACAACACAGAAAAGCAGAAUGCUGCAGUUGCAAGGAGUGUGAACAGAUCUACAAGCAUUGAAGUAGCAGUUUCUAAGGAUCGGCCAUUGUCAGCACGAGAGAGAAGGAGACUAAAGCAGUCCCAGGAAGACAUGCUUCCUUCUGGGCCUGCUGCAAGACGAGUAUCUCAUGGCGCAUCAACAGAAACAAAAUUUCCAGAGGAAGAUGGUCAUGUUCAAAUUGCUCAGUUUUCCUUAGAGCCUAAUUACAAACAGAAAAAGAGCUUAAUUGGUUGCUCUACAGAUGAUGAGUUAACCUCUUCCACCAGCUCCACAGAGAGAUCAGAUGGAGACUGUAAAGAAGGAAAAACAAAUGAGAUGAAUGACUUAGUGCAGUUGAUGACACGAACACUGAAAAUGGAUAACAAAGAAAAUUGUUCACAUUCUGCGAUACCAGCUCCUGAAUCACAGUUCAGGCUUAAUAGGAAAUACAAAGACACUCUGAUCUUGCAUGGCAAAGCAUCAGAAGAGCCAGAUGAAUUUCCAUUUCAGGAGUUUCCUUCAGAUGUUCUCUCUGGUCCUGAAAAGAUUAGAAGAUUGGUUGAGAUCUUGAGAGCAGAUGUGGUUCAAGGACUUGGAGUGAAGCUGCUAGAGAAGGUGUAUGAUGUCAUGGAGGAAGAUGAUGAACAGAAAAGAGAGCUAUAUUUGCGGGAGCUCAUGGGAGAAAAAUACGCAUCUUACAGCAUGAAGGCUCGCCAUUUAAAGUUCUUGGAAGAAAAUGUGAAGCUUUGAUGAAUACCUCAAUUGAAGCCCUCCUUCCUGAAGGAAAGAGCAAAACCUCAUUCAAUUCCUUGUAGCUCAAUGGAUUUUUAUUCGCCUAUACACAAUGAUUUGUGGGGUAUUUCUGCUCUACCAAUUUUUAUUGUUUGUACAGCUUCUUUAGUUUAUAAAUAGCAAUACAUGUUUAUUAAAGGUAAGUUUGGGUAAACGUUUUGUUUUUUUAAAAAAUACAAAUGAUAGGUAGCACAUCCUAAAUAUUUCAGUUUUUUUACAUCUUAAAUUAUUCCCUUUCAAAUUUCAAAAAUCUUCAAUGAUCAUCUUUAAUACUGCAAUCUUGCACACAGUCACAAAGAAGUAACCCCAGUAAUUUCACUGGGCAUUGUAUGCUGGUUACAGAGUGCAGGAUUACAGCCCAAAUAUAGAACUGCCUCCAAAAAUAGUAUAACCACAAUUCCCAUGAAAAAGUGCAAUUCACAAAUGCACCAGCUGCUGGUAUCUAUACUUCAAACAAAUAAUCUGAGAACCAAUUGUUUAUGUGAAGAUAUUAGGAAAAAAUCAUUACUAUUGUUGGCAUUAUUAAAAAAAUCCAGUUUAAAACCAAUACCUAACUCCAGUGCCUGCCACUUUCUAUGCAUUUUUAAUAUGCAUAUAUUAAAAAGUAAAGGAUAGACCCUUUGCUGGUUUUAGUGUUUAGUUACUUUGAAUGAAGGUUUUCUUCUCAAAUAACACCUUUCGGUGAAUGGGACUAGGAAAGACGACACAAAACAGAUUUAGCAUACAGAGUAGUUCGUAACAAUGUAAUUUUGCUGCUUUUUACACAUUAUCAAGGAUGCUACAUCUUGUAUUUAAUUAGACCCAUUUGGGUUGAUGUAGGAAUAAGUAAGUUGUUAAGCUUUGCAAAACUCAAGUACAAUGAACUCUUGCAGAACUCUUGAACUGGAAAGAUUCUAGGAAGCUCUUUCUACUAGAUGCAGAGUCAUGCUUGCAUUUUCCUAUGCCAUCUUAAACUGACUUUAUAGAAUGAUAGCUAUCCAUUGGGACCAACAUGGCAAAACUGCUCUAACUCUCUAGUACUUUGAAUGAGUUGGAUCCAGUGGCACUGGCAUGCCCUGAGCAGAGUUCUGCUCAGAAUGCUCCUGCUGGUGGGAAGAGGCAUUUUUUUUUGUUAUAUUCCCACUGUCUUCUGCAGCUCCCAGUGCCAUUUUCCUCAGUGUUCCAGAGGGUCCCUGAGAGCAGAUUUUCAGGGGGCAUAGGGGAUUACAGGAGGGGGGAAUGGACAAAAGUGGCAUCCUCCUGCAGAAAUACUCUUCUGGAUCAGAAGCUUCCCCACAGAUGGAAGGAACUCUUCUGCCUGCGGUAGACAAAUGCUGGGUCUAAUCCAGUGUACCGUAGUGUUUUGUAUACAGAGGGAACCCCUCUGGUUUGCAUCUGUUAACUAUCAAACUGAAGGAAGGAGUUAUGCAUAGAUGCGGUUACUCUUCUCGGAGCCAGUUGAGUCUGCAUUGCCUCCAUAGGGAAUGGCACAAAGCCAGGAAUUCGGUAAUAGGAGGAGUGGCUGCUCAUCUAAGCAUCAGCCAAGUCCCUUUUAGUGGGGAGAAAGAUAAAAUGGGCAGAGUGAAUAUGUCACAGAGUGUGACCACUACUGGAAGAAGCAUAGUGGCAGCAAGUAGGCUGUGUGCACAAGCAGGCAGCUUGUGAAUAGUAGGGUUUUCUGGAAUUCUGGCUUUGUGCAAAUGCAGAGUUUGUUAUAAAGUAGGCCAUUUUUUAUGAUCCAUUUUUACAUUCAUAAUUUGUCCAAUGGUUUAAGAAAUGUACGAAAAAUGUAAAAGCAACCACAGCGUCUGGCACCCUCAAGCGUUUAUUAUGGCAUAAGAUUUUGUGGAUCAUACAGUCCGUGGCUUCAUAUCAGAUGCAUAUGAAGCCACAGGUGACAGAAUUGAAUUGCCUGAAAUUAAAACUGAGAAAUGUUCUGCUAGAAGGUUUCUGGACUGUUUACAGUUGUCUAUUUCAAGCAUGUGUAUGCAUAUCUGGAACUCAGGAUAACACUUCAUUCAUCUGAUGGACUCUGGACCAUGAAUGCUUAUGCCAGAAUAAAUUCAUUAGUCUUUAAUGUGCCAGAAGACUGUUUGUUUUGCUGCCACCGACUAACACUGCUGCCCUUCUGGAAAAUUUUGAACAUGUUCAUAAUAUGGAAAACAAAAACACUUCAUUCAAACAGGUUCAGAAUCUGUCAACACAGGAUGUUACAGUGGCCUCUAACAGAUUGAUUUAAAGAUCCAGGCCGGUAUAUCAUAAAGUAACAGAAAAUUUGGUUUUAAUGUUCAAAGACACUUCUAACUGCUAGGUGCAGCUGCAAAAUGAUUAUCAUUAUAACCCUAAUUGAGAUAUUCCCGGGACUUCUGACUGGCUACUGCUAGAGAGAUGGAAUCUAGCUUAGACUAUUAUAACCAAACAGCAUCUUUAACAAAUGCAGCUACUCGAGUAUUUCUUUAAUGGUAAUGAAAAUAAGAAUGCUACCAGUGUUCCAGGUUGCUCUAAUCAAAAACUCAAUGUUUUUCAUA